AUGAAAUCGUCAAAAUUUGGAAAAGCACGCAACAUUCACAUUUUCCAGAAUUCCUUUCUUCUUUUGAAGUCUCGACUUUUGGAGAUUAAAAAUGUUCCGCAAAGUCAUCAUGAAGCUCAUGCCAUCGCCCGAUUCAAUGCGAAAUAUUGCGUUUCAAUGUCGUUUAUUUUUGAUAACAAGGGGAGGGAGGGGGGCUGUUUGUGGGCUUGCAAACAACACGGAUUGCGUUUGAAGAAAACACAUGCUAAACGAUAA
Molecule: messenger RNA, 255 nt
Organism: Clunio marinus
Lineage: Eukaryota; Metazoa; Arthropoda; Insecta; Diptera; Chironomidae
Source: the annotation of a GenBank genome assembly